Uranotaenia lowii is the source of this 2697-nucleotide messenger RNA. RefSeq names its product bifunctional arginine demethylase and lysyl-hydroxylase PSR (gene PSR). Gene Ontology annotation, cellular component: nucleus; cytoplasm. Gene Ontology annotation, biological process: phagocytosis. Bases 361 to 1554 code for a protein of 397 amino acids. The transcript has 5 exons. Lineage: Eukaryota; Metazoa; Arthropoda; Insecta; Diptera; Culicidae. Gene Ontology annotation, molecular function: P-TEFb complex binding; histone H4R3 demethylase activity. The record is from RefSeq and is a predicted model, not a curated record.
GGGAAAAGAGCAACAACUGUCAUUCCGCCAUUAUCAAAAGUUAAAUUUGCACAUAGCUGUUUCGCAUCGCGGCCGAAAAAGUUCGGAAAAUUUGAUGAAAUAGUGUAAUAAAAUUGCCUUAAAUAACUCAAACUAGAGGACGGCGAUUCUAGUUUGGGAACGGAAACUCAAUUAACUCGAGUGGCUUCCGAAAACCGUUCAACUUCCGGUUGUGUUUGAGGGAGUUGGAAAAUUUCUAGAACACGGGUGUUCAAACUUUUUGUUCCUAGCUUCUCAUACACGGGACGCUGCGGGUUGCACCAAGGAAGACGAAUUUGAGUAAGAUUUUGGUGAGGGAAAGGAAAGGUUGUUUCAAAAAAGAUGUCCCUCCCGGAAAGUUUCGGUGAAGUGAAGCUGUCACACCGCACCCGGAAGCGGGUGCGAGAAGUGAAGCGGAAAGCUCGACCAGAGCUAGCAGACAAAGCGGCGUGGGUCCACCUGGAAUACUACAGAAAGUUUGACAAAUUCCGGGAGUUUGAUGAUAACGUAGAGCGGAUAAACGUCAAUUCCGUUAGUCCGCAGGAGUUCAUCGAUCGGUACGAGAGCCUCUACAAGCCGGUGGUGAUCGAGGGUAUGCAGGAAGGUUGGAAGGCUCAGUACAAAUGGACUCUGGAGCGGUUGGCCAAAAAGUACAGGAAUCAAAAGUUCAAGUGCGGCGAGGACAACGAGGGCUAUAGCGUCAAGAUGAAGAUGAAGUACUAUGUCGAGUACAUGAAGACCACGACCGAUGAUAGUCCGUUGUAUAUCUUCGAUAGUAGCUUUGGGGAGCACCAUCGUCGAAAAAAGCUGCUGGAGGACUACGAUAUUCCGCUGUACUUUCGUGAUGAUCUGUUCAAACAUGCCGGCGAGGAACGUCGGCCCCCGUAUCGGUGGAUGGUCAUUGGCCCAGCCCGGUCCGGAACCGGCAUUCACAUCGAUCCACUCGGUACCAGUGCCUGGAAUGCACUGGUUAGGGGCCACAAGCGGUGGUGCCUUUUUCCAACCCACACGCCCAAAGAGCUGCUCAAGGUGACCGGAGCCAUCGGGGGCAAGCAGCGGGACGAGGCGAUUACCUGGUUCAACCUGAUCUAUCCCAAAACCAAACAGCUGGACUGGCCGAGUAACUGCCGACCGCUUGAAAUCCUCCAGAAGCCGGGCGAAACGGUGUUUGUCCCGGGCGGCUGGUGGCACGUGGUGCUCAACAUGGACGAAACGAUAGCAGUCACGCAAAACUUCUGCAGCAAAACCAACUUCCCGGUGGUGUGGCACAAAACGGUACGCGGCCGGCCAAAGCUGUCGAAGAAGUGGUUCAAAGUUUUGCAGGAAGUGGAACCGGAGCUUGCCAAAGUGGCCGCCGAUAUCGAUCUGGCUCAGAGCACCGGGGUGGCUUCCGAUAGUUCCAGCAAUUCCAGUUCCUCGUCUUCCAGCUCUAGUAGCGACGAAAGUGACAGCGAUUCGAACACCGAUAGUGGUCAGGAGUCGCUGUCCGCGCACAAAACCAAGAAGCGCCGAAAAACGGGCGGCAUGAUGGCUUGAUUGUUGUUCUAAGUGCGCUUCCGCUUCCGUUUGCUCUCGUCUGCGAUGAGAUUUUUCUUGUUUCAACUUUUUUUCUGUAAAGAUUUCGGGUGUCCUGGACAUGGAAAACGAAUGAUAAAACUAAACGGAUUGAUUAGUAACAUCAACAACUUAUUUGAACUCAUUUUAUCGAUUGGUUGACUAUUGUUAUCGGUUGGGUGGAAAAGAGUAUUAUAACAUUGGAACUUUACUUUUAAUAACUUAUAACCGUGUUGGCUCGAGAGGUGUUUCUUCAUUUAAAACGCCUGGCAGUGCAGUAAAGUGUCAAGAACUUUUAGUUCAAAAGUGCGUAUGUGAACGUGUGCUGAAAACGCGAAUUCUAAAACUGAAAAGAAGAAAGCAACAAGUCUGUAGCCAAAUUAGCAUUGACCUAUUAAUUAUAAUAGAAAACAACCCUCUCAUCCCAUUAAAGAUAAAAUGUAAAGAUAAAAAAAUUUGAAGAAUAAUCAAACAACACUAACUAAACGCAAUCAUUUAAUGGAAAAAGUGUAGGAUAAGCGUGUAGGAUAACUUGUUUGCUGCAAUCGAAAAGGAGAAAAACUCGAAGUGGAAAAAUCAAUCAUAAAAUUGCUGUAAAUUAUCAAAACACAUGUAAGUAAUCAAACAAACAAACAAAUAGAGGAAACAGCUAGUGUUAACAGGAAUUAUACCCUGUUGAAACUGAAAAAGAAACUCAACACGAUUAAAUUAACGGUAUUUGUGCCUUUCAAGAAAACAAAAGCCAAGUCUAACAGCAAACAGAAAAACGGAACAACAGGAAGUUGCGUUUUCCGUUUUUUCUGCUUCCCACAAAAGAAAUCAAAUCAAACAAACCACGGAGAUUGUUGUUCUGGUUCUAGCAAAAAAAAAAACCCAAAACAAAACGUGGAGCGGAACAAUUAUUAUAUGCUAGGUAGAAUUUGAAUACAAUUCGUAAUUGAAUAUGAAAUGUGUAGGCUGACCAAAGAUCGAUAGCCAAUCGAUCGAUUGAUCAAAAAUCACUCAGCUCGACGAGUUCGUGUUUCUGUGGUGAGCAACCAACAGAAGACGGAAACAAACAUCCUCAACAUAUAUCUAGCGGUUACAAGCAACAAUAAAAUGAAAUUGAAAUGUAAACAGAAAAAA